AUGUCGCCUCCUGCAUGCCUUCGCCUCUCUCUGGCUCCAUCCUCGCCCCUCAAAUCGGCCCUUCCACGCUUCCUGAAUUCGCCCCUCUCCCUCAAAUCGGCCCUUCCACGCUUCCUGCAUUCGCCCCUCUCUCCCUCAAAUCGGCCCUUCCACGCUUCCUGCAUUCGCCCCUCUCUCCCUCAAAUCGGCCCUUCCACGCUCCCUGCAUUCGACCCUCUCGCUCCCUGCAUUCGCCCCUCUCACUCCCUGCAUUCGCCCCUCUCGCUCCCUGCAUUUGCCCCUCUCGCUCCCUGCAUUCGCCCCGAUCUCUCCUUGCAUUCGCCCCUCUCUCUCCCUGCAUUCCCCCCUCUCGCUCCCUGCAUUCGCCCCUCUCUCCCCCUGCAUUCGCCCCUCACUCCCCCUGCAUUCGCCCCUCUCUCUCCCUUCAUUCCCCCCUCUCUCUCCUUGCAUUCGCCCCUCUCGCUCCCAGCAUUCGCCCCUCUCGCUCCCUGCAAUCGCCCCUCUCUCCCCCUGCAUUCGCCCCUCUUUGUUCCUGCAUUCGCCCCUCUCUCUCCCUGCAUUCGCCCCUCUCUCCCCCUGCAUUGGCCCCUCUCUCCCCCUGCAUUCGCCCCUCUCUCCCCCUGCAUUGGCCCCUCUCGCUCCCUGCAUUCGCCCCUCUCACUCCCUGCAUUCGCCCCUCUCGCUCCCUGCAUUCGCCCCUCUCUCCCCCUGCAUUCCCCCCUCUCUCCCCCUGCAUUCGCCCCUCUCUCCCCCUGCAUUCGCCCCUCUCUCCCCCUGCAUUCGCCCCUCUCUUUCCCUGCAUUCGCCCCUCUCUCUCCCUGCAUUCGCCCCUCUCGCUCCCUACAUUCGCCCCUCUCGCUCCCUGCAUUCGCCCCUCUCUCCCCCUGCAUUCGCCCCUCUCUCCCCCUGCAUUCGCCCCUCUCUCUCCCUGCAUUCGCGCCUCUCUCUCCCUGCAUUCGCCCCUCUCGCUCCCUGCAUUCGCCCCUCUCGCUCCCUGCAUUUGCCCCUCUCUCCCCCUGCAUUCGCCCCUCUCUCCCCCUGCAUUCGCCCCUCUCUCUCCCUGCAUUCGCCCCUCUCUCACCCUGCAUUCGCCCCUCUCUCCCCCUGCAAUCGCCCCUCUCUCUCCCUGCAUUCACCCCUCUCUCUCCCUGCAUUUGCCCCUCUCGCUCCCUGCAUUCGCCCCUCUCUCCCCUUGCAUUCGGCCCUCUCCACCCCUGCAUUUGCCCCUCUCGCUCCCUGCAUUCGCCCCUCUCGCUCCCUGCAUUCGCCCCUCUCUCCCCCUGCAUUCGCCCCUCUCCCUCCCUUCAUUCGCCCCUCUCUAUCCCUGCAUUCGUCCCUCUCUACCCCUGCAUUCGCCCCUCUCUACCCCUGCAUUCGCCCCUCUCGCUCCCGGCAUUCGCCCCUCUCUCCCCCUGCAUUCGCCCCUCUCUCCCCCUGCAUUUGCCCCUUUCUCUCCCUGCAUUCGCCCCUCUCUCUCCCUGCAUUCGCCCCUCUCGCUCCCUGCAUUUGGCCCUCUCGCUCCCUGCAUUCGCCCAUCUCUCCCCCUGCAUUCGCCCCUCUGUCUUCCUGCAUUCGCCCCUCUCUCUCCCUGCAUUCGCCCCUCUCUCCCCCUGCAUUGGCCCCUCUCUCCCCUUGCAUUCGCCCCUCUCUUCCCCUGCAUUGGCCCCUCUCGCUCCCUGCAUUCGCCCCUCUCACUCCCUGCACUCGCCCCUCUCGCUCCCUGCAUUCGCCCCUCUCUCCCCCUGCAUUCGCUCCUCUCUCCCCCUGCAUUCGCCCCACUCUCUUCCUGCAUUCGCCCCUCUCUCUUCCUGCAUUCGCCCCUCUCUCUCCCUGCAUUCGCCCCUCUCUCUCCCUGCAUUCGCCCCUCUCGCUCCCUGCAUUCGCCCCUCUUGCUCCUUGCAUUCGCCCCUCUCUCCCCCUGCAUUCGCCCCUCUCUCCCCCUGCAUUCGCCCCUCUCUCUCCCUGCAUUCGCCCCUCUCUCUCCCUGCAUUCGCCCCUCUCUCUCCCUGCAUUCGCCCAUCUUGCUCCCUGCAUUCGCCCCUCUCGCUCCCUGCAUUCGCCCCUCUCCCCCCCUGCAUUCGCCUGUCUCUCCCCCUGCAUUCGCACCUCUCUCUCCCUGCAUUCGCCCCUCUCUCCCCCUGCAUUCGCCCCUCUCUCCCCCUGCAUUCGCCCCUCUCUCUCCCUGCAUUCGCCCCUCUCUCUCCCUGCAUUCGGCCCUCUCGCUCCCUGCAUUCGCCCCUCUCGCUCCCUGCAUUUGCCCCUCUCUCCCCCUGCAUUCGCCCCUCUCUCCCUCUGCAUUCGCCCCUCUCUCUCCCUGCCUUCGCCCAUCUCUCCCCCUGCAUUCGCCCCUCUCUCCCCCUGCAUUCGCCCCUCUCUCUCCCUGCAUUCACCCCUCUCUCUCCCUGCAUUCGCCCCUAUCUCUCCCUGCAUUCGCCCAUCUUGCUCCCUGCAUUCGCCCCUCUCGCUCCCUGCAUUCGCCCCUCUCUCCCCCUGCAUUCACUUGUCUCUCCCCCUGCAUUCGCCCCUCUCUCUCCCUACAUUCGCCCCUCUCUCCCCCUGCAUUCGCCCCUCUCUCCCCCUGCAUUCGCCCCUCUCUCUCCCUGCAUUCGCCCCUCUCUCUCCCUGCAUUCGCCCCUCUCGCUCCCUGCAUUCGCCCCUCUCGCUCCCUGCAUUUGCCCCUCUCUCCCCCUGCAUUCGCCCCUCUCUCCCCCUGCAUUCGCCCCUCUCUCUCCCUGCAUUCGCCCCUCUCUCCCCCUGCAUUCGCCCCUCUCUCCCCCUGCAUUCGCCCCUCUCUCUCCCUGCAUUCACCCCUCUCUCUCCCUGCAUUCGCCCCUCUCGCUCCCUGCAUUCGCCCCUCUCUCCCCUUGCAUUCGGCCCUCUCCACCCCUGCAUUCGCCCCUCUCGCUCCCUGCAUUCGCCCCUCUCGCUCCCUUCAUUCGCCCCUCUCUCCCCCUGCAUUCGCCCCUCUCUCUCCCUUCAUUCGCCCCUCUCUAUCCCUGCAUUCGCCCCUCUCUACCCCUGCAUUCGCCCCUCUCUACCCCUGCAUUCGCCCCUCUCGCUCCCGGCAUUCGCCCCUCUCUCCCCCAGCAUUCGCCCCUCUCUCCCCCUGCAUUCGCCCCUUUCUCUCCCUGCAUUCGCCCCUCUCUCUCCCUGCAUUCGCCCCUCUCGCUCCCUACAUUUGCCCCUCUCGCUCCCUGCAUUUGCCCCUCUCUCCCCCUGCAUUCGCCCCUCUCUCCCCCUGCAUUCGCCCCUCUCUUUUCCUGCAUUCGCCUCUCUCUCUCCCUGCAUUCGCCCCUCUCUCCCCCUGCAUUGGCCCCUCUCGCUCCCUGCAUUCGCCCCUCUCACUCCCUGCAUUCGCCCCUCUCGCUCCCUGCAUUUGCCCCUCUCUCCCCCUGCAUUCGCUCCUCUCUCCCCCUGCAUUCGCCCCACUCUCUUCCUGCAUUCGCCCCUCUCUCUUCCUGCAUUCGCCCCUCUCUCUCCCUGCAUUCGCCCCUCUCUCUCCCUGCAUUCGCCCCUCUCGCUCCCUGCAUCCCCCCUCUCGCUCCCUGCAUUCGCCCCUCUCUCCCCCUGCAUUCGCCCCUCUCUCCCCCUGAAAUCGCCCCUCUCUCUCCCUGCAUUCGCCCCUCUCGCUCCCUGCAUUCGCCCCUCUCUCCUCCUGCAUUCGCCCCUCUCUCUUCCUGCAUUCGCCCCUCUCUCUCCCUGCAUUCGCCCCUCUCUCCCCUUGCAUUCGCCCCUCUCUUCCCCUGCAUUGGCCCCUCUCGCUCCCUGCAUUCGCCCCUCUCACUCCCUGCAUUCGCCCCUCUCGCUCCCUGCAUUCGCCCCUCUCUCCCCCUGCAUUCGCUCCUCGCUCCCUGCAUUCGCCCCACUCUCUUCCUGCAUUCGCCCCUCUCUCUUCCUGCAUUCGCCCCUCUCUCUCCCUGCAUUCGCCCCUCUCUCUCCCUGCAUUCGCCCCUCUCGCUCCCUGCAUUCGCCCCUCUCGCUCCCUGCAUUCGCCCCUCUCUCCCCCUGCAUUCGCCCCUCUCUCCCCCUGCAUUCGCCCCUCUCUCUCCCUGCAUUCGCCCCUCUCUCUCCCUGCAUUCGCCCCUCUCUCCCCCUGCAUUCGCCCAUCUUGCUCCCUGCAUUCGCCCCUCUCGCUCCCUGCAUUCGCCCCUCUCUCCCCCUGCAUUCGCCCGUCUCUCCCCCUGCAUUCGCCCCUCUCUCUCCUUUCAUUCGCCCCUCUCUCCCCCUGCAUUCGCCCCUCUCUCCCCCUGCAUUCGCCCCUCUCUCUCCCUGCAUUCGCCCCUCUCUCUCCCUGCAUUCGCCCCUCUCGCUCCAUGCAUUCGUCCCUCUCGCUCCCUGCAUUCGCCCCUCUCUCCCCUUGUAUUCGCCCCUCUCUCCCCCUGCAUUCGCCCCUCUCUCUCCCUGCAUUCGCCCCUCUCACUCCCUGCAUUCGCCCCUCUCUACCCCUGCAUUCGGCUCUCUCUACCUCUGCAUUCGCCCCUCUCGCUCCCUGCGUUCGCCCCUCUCGCUCCCCGCAUUCGCCCCUCUCUCCCCCUACAUUCGCCCAUCUCUGUCCCUUCAUUCGCCCCUCUCUAUCCCUGCAUUCGCCCCUCUCUCCCCCUGCAUUCGCCCCUCUCUCCCCCUGAAAUCGCCCCUCUCUCUCCAUGCAUUCGCCCCUCUCGCUCCCUGCAUUCGCCCCUCUCUCCCCCUGCAUUCGCCCCUCUCUCUUCCUGCAUUCGCCCCUCUCUCUCCCUGCAUUCGCCCCUCUGUUCCCCUGUAUUGGCCCCUCUCUCCCCUUGCAUUCGCCCCUCUCUUCCCUUGCAUUGGCCCCUCUCGCUCCCUGCAUUCGCCCCUCUCACUCCCUACAUUCGCCCCUCUCGCUCCCUGCAUUCGCCCCUCUCUCCCCCUGCAUUCGCUCCUCGCUCCCUGCAUUCGCCCCACUCUCUUCCUGCAUUCGCCCCUCUCUCUUCCUGCAUUCGCCCCUCUCUCUCCCUGCAUUCGCCCCUCUCUCUCCCUGCAUUCGCCCCUCUCGCUCCCUGCAUUCGCCCCUCUUGCUCCUUGCAUUCGCCCCUCUCUCCCCCUGCAUUCGCCCCUCUCUCCCCCUGCAUUCGCCCCUCUCUCUCCCUGCAUUCGCCCCUCUCUCUCCCUGCAUUCGCCCCUCUCUCUCCCUCCAUUCGCCCAUCUUGCUCCCUGCAUUCGCCCCUCUCGCUCCCUGCAUUCGCCCCUCUCUCCCCCUGCAUUCGCCCGUCUCUCCCCCUGCAUUCGCCCCUCUCUCUCCUUGCAUUCGCCCCUCUCUCCCCCUGCAUUCGCCCCUCUCCCCCCCUGCUUUUGCCCCUCUCUCUCCCUGCAUUCGCCCCUCUCUCUCCCUGCAUUCGCCCCUCUCGCUCCAUGCAUUCGUCCCUCUCGCUCCCUGCAUUCGCCCCUCUCUCCCCUUGCAUUCGCCCCUCUCUCCCUCUGCAUUCGCCCCUCUCUCUCCCUGCAUUCGCCCCUCUCACUCCCUGCAUUCGCCCCUCUCUACCCCUGCAUUCGGCUCUCUCUACCUCUGCAUUCGCCCCUCUCGCUCCCUGCGUUCGCCCCUCUCGCUCCCGGCAUUCGCCCCUCUCUCCCCCUACAUUCGCCCAUCUCUGUCCCUUCAUUCGCCCCUCUCUAUCCCUGCAUUCGCCCCUCCCUACCCCUGCAUUCGCCCCUCUCUACCCGUGCAUUCGCCCCUCUCGCUCCCUGCAUUUGCCCCUCUCUCCCCCUGCAUUCGCCCCUCUCUCCCCCUUGAUUCGCCCCUCUCUGUCCGUGCAUUCGCCCCUCUCUCCCCCUGCAUUCGCCCCUCUCUCCCCCUUCAUUCGCCCCUCUCGCUCCCUGCAUUCGCCCCUCUCACUCCCAGCAUUCUCCCCUCUCGCUCUCCUGCACUCGCCCCUCUAUUUUCCUGCAUUCACCCCUCACUCCCCCUGCAUUCGCCCCUCUCUCUCCCUGCAUUCGCCCCUCUCUCUCCCUGCAUUCGCCCCUCUCGCUCCCUGCAUUCGCCCCUCUCUCCCCCUGCGUUCGCCCCUCUCUCUUCGUGCAUUCGCCCCUCUCUCUCCCUGCAUUCGCCCCUAUCUCUCCCUGCAUUCGCCCCUCUCGCUCCCUGCAUUCGCCCCUCUCGCUCCCUACAUUCGCCCCUCUCUCCCCCUGCAUUCGCCCCUCUCUCCCCCUGCAUUCGCCCCUCUCACUCCCUGCAUUCGCCCCUCUCUCUCCCUGCAUUCGCCCCUCUCGCUCCCUGCAUUCGCCCCUCUCGCUCCCUGCAUUGGCCCCUGUCUCCCCCUGCAUUCGCCCCUCUCUCCCCCUGGAUUCGCCCCUCUCUCUCCCUGCAUUCGCCCCUCUCGCUCCCUGCAUUCGCCCCUCUCGCUCCCUGCAUUCGCCCCUCUCUCUCCCUGCAUUAGCCCUUCUCUCCCCCUGCAUUCGCCCCUCUCUCUCCCUGCAUUCGCCCCUCUCUCUCCCUACAUUCGCCCCUCUCGCUCCUUGCAUUCGCCCGUCUCGCUCCCUGCAUUGGCCCCUCUCUCCCCCUGCAUUCGCCCCUCUCUCCCCCUGCAUUCGCCCCUCUCUCCCCCUGCAUUGGCCCCUCUCUCCCCAUGCAUUCGCCCCUCUCUCUCCCUGCAUUCGCCCCUCUCUCUCCCUGCAUUCGCCCCUCUCGCUCCCUGCAUUCGCCCCUCUCGCUCCCUGCAUUCGCCCCUCUCUCCCCCUGCAUUUGCCCCUCUCUCCCCCUGCAUUCGCCCCUCUCUCUCCCUGCAUUCGCCCCUCUCCCUCCCUGCAUUCCCCCCUCUCGCUCCCUGCAUUCGCCCCUCUCUCCCCCUGCAUUCGCCCCUCUCUCCCCCUGCAUUCGCCCCUCUCUCUCCCUGCAUUCGCCCCACUCUCCCCCUGCAUUCGCCCCUCUCGCUCCCUGCAUUCGCCUUCUCUCGCUCCCUGCAUUCGCUCCUCUCGCUCCCUGCAUUUGCCCCUCUUGCUCCCUUCAUUCGCCCCUCUCUCCCCCUGCAUUCGCCCCUCUCUCCCUUUGCAUUCGCCCCUCUCUCUCCCUGCAUUCGCCCCUCUCUCUCCGUGCAUUCGCCCCUCUCGCUCCCUGCAUUUGCCCCUCUCGCUCCCUGCAUUCGCCCCUCUCUCCCCCCGCAUUCGCCCCUCUCUCCCCCUGCAUUCGCCCCUCUCUCUUCUUGCGUUCGCCCCUCUCUCCCCCUGCAUUCGCCCCUCUCUACCCCUGCAUUCGGCCCUCUCUCUCCCUGCAUUCGCCCCUCUCACUCCCUGCAUUCCCCCCUCUCGCUCCCUGCAUUCUCCCCUCUCUCCCCCUGCAUUCGCCCAUCUCACUCCCUUCAUUCGCCCCUCUCUAUCCCUGCAUUCGCCCCUCUCUACCCCUGCAUUCGCCCCUCUCUACCCCUGCAUUCGCCCCUCUCGCUCCCUGCAUUCGCCUCUCUCUCCCCCUGCAUUCGCCUCUCUCUACCCCAUUCGGCCCUCUCUACACUUGCAUUCGCCCCUCUCUACUUCUGCAUUCGCCCCUCUCGCUCCCUGCAUUCGCCCCUCUCUUCCCCUGCAUUCGCCCCUCUCUCCCUCUGCAUUCGCCCCUCUCUCUCCCUCCAUUCGCCCCUCUCUCCCCCUGCAUUCGCCCCUCUCGCUCCCUGCAUUCGCCCCUCUCUCUCCCUGCAUUUCCCUCUCGCUCCCUGCAUUCGCCCCUCUCGCUCCCUGCAUUUGACCCUCUCUCCCCUUGCAUUCUCCCUUCUCUCCCCCUGCAUUCGCCCGCCUCUCUCCCUGCAUUCGCCCCUCUCGCUCCCUGCAUUCGCCCCUCUCGCUCCCUGCAUUCGCCCUUCUCUCCCCCUGCAUUCGCCCCUCUCUCUCUCCCUGCAUUCGCCCCUCUCUCUCCCUGCAUUCGCCCCUCUCGCUCCCUGCAUUCGCCCCUCUCGCUCCCUGCAUUCGCCCCUCUCUCCCCCUGCAUUCGCCCCUCUCUCCCCCUGCAUUCGCCCCUCUCUCUCACUGCAUUCGCCCCUCUCUCUCCCUGCAUUCGCCCCUCUCGCUCCCUGCAUUCGCCCCUCUCGCUCCCUGCAUUCGCCCCUCUUUCCCCCUGCAUUCGCCCCUCUCUCCCCCUGGACUCGCCCCUCUCUCUCCCUGCAUUCGCCCCUCUCUCCCCCUGCAUUCGCCCCUCUCUCCCCCUGCAUUCGCCCCUCUCGCCCCCUGCAUUCGCCCCUCUCACUCCCUGCAUUCGCCCCUCUCGCUCCCUCCAUUCGCCCCUCUCUCCCUCUGCAUUCGCCCCUCACUCCCCUUGCAUUCGCCCCUCUCUCUCCCUGCAUUCGCCCCUCUCUCUCCCUGCAUUCGCCCCUCUCGCUCCCUGCAUUCGCCCCUCUCCCUCCCUGCAUUCGCCCCUCUCUCCCCCUGCAUUCGCCCCUCUCUCUUCCUGCAUUCGCCCCUCUCUCUCCCUGCAUUCGCCCCUCUCUCCCCCUGCAUUGGCCCCUUUCUCCCCUUGCAUUCGCCCCUCUCUCCCCCUGCAUUGGCCCCUCUCGCUCCCUGCAUUCGCCCCUCUCACUCCCUGCAUUCGCCCCUCUCGCUCCCUGCAUUCGCCCCUCUCACUCCCUGCAUUCACCCCUCUCGCUCCCUGCAUUUGCCCCUCUCUCCCCCUGCAUUCGCCCCUCUCUCCCCCUGCAUUCGCCCCUCUCUCUUCCUGCAUUCGCCCCUCUCUCUCCCUGCAUUCGCCCCUCUCUCCCCCUGCAUUGGCCCCUCUCGCUCACUGCAUUCGCCCCUCUCUCUCUCCCUUCAUUCGCCUCUCUCGCUCCCUGCAUUCGCCCCUCCCGCUCCCUACAUUCGCCCCUCUCUCCCCCUGCAUUCGCCCCUCUCUCUCCCUGCAUUCGCCCCUCUCUCUCCCUGCAUUCGCCCCUCUCGCUCCCUGCAUUCGCCCCUCUCGCUCCCUGCAUUCGCCCCUCUCUCCCCUUGCAUUCGCCCCUCUCUCCCCCAGCAUUCGUCCCUCUCUCUCCCUGCAUUCGCCCCUCUUGCUCCCUGCAUUCGCCCCUCUCGCUCCCUACAUUCGCCUCUCUUUCCACCUGCAUUUGCCCCUCUCUCCCCCUGCAUUCGCCCCUCUCUCUCCCUGCAUUCGCCCCUCCCCUCUCUCCCCCUGCAUUCGCCCCUCUCUCUCCUUUCAUUCGCCCCUCUCUAUCCCUGCAUUCGCCCCUCUCUACCCCUGCAUUCGCCCCUCUCGCUCCCUGCAUUUGCCCCUCUCCCCCCCUGCAUUCGCCCCUCUCUCCCCCUGCAUUUGCCCCUCUCUCUCCCUGCAUUCGCCCCUCUCUCUCCCUGCAUUCGCCCCUCUCGCUCCCUGCAUUCGCCCCUCUCGCUCCCUGCAUUCGCCCCUCUCUCCCCUUGCAUUCGCCCCUCUCUCCCCCUGCAUUCGCCCCUCUCUCUCCCUGCAUUCACCCCUCUCGCUCCCUGCAUUCGCCCCUCUCGCUCCCUACAUUCGCCCCUCUCUCCCCCUGCAUUCGCCCCUCUCUACCCUUGCAUUCGCCCCUCUCUCCCUGCAUUCGCCCCUGUCUCCCCUUGCAUUCGGCCCUCUCUCCCCCUGCAUUCUCCCCUCUCUCUCCUUGCAUUCGCCCCUCUCUACCCCUGCUUUCGGCCCUCUCUACCCCUGCAUUCGCCCCUCUCGCUCCCUGCAUUCGCCCCUCUCGCUCCCUGCAUUCGCCCCUCUCUCCCCCUGCAUUCACCCCUCUCUCUCCCUUCAUUCGCCCCUCUCUAUCCCUGCAUUCGCCCCUCUCUACCCCUGCAUUCGCCCCUCUCUACCCCUGCCUUCGCCCCUCUCGCUCCCUGCAUUCGCCCCUCUCUCCCCCUGCAUUCGCCCCUCUCUCCCCCUACAUUCGCCACUCUCUCUCCCUGCAUUCGCCCCUUUCGUUCCCUACAUUCUCCCCUCUCGCUCCCUGCAUUCGCCCCUCUCUCCCCCUGCAUUCGCCCCUCUCUCCCCCUGCAUUCGCCCCUCUCUCCCCCUGCAUUCGCCCCUCUCUCCCCCUGCAUUCGCCCCUCUCUUUCCCUGCAUUCGCCCCUCUCGCUCCCUGCUUUCGCCCCUCUUGCUCCCUGCAUUCGCCCCUCUCUCCCCCUGCAUUCGCCCCUCUCUCCCCCUGCAUUCACCCCUCUCUCUCCCUGCAUUCGCCCCUCUCUCUCCCUGCAUUCGCCCCUCUCGCUCCCUGCAUUCGCCCCUCUCGCUCCCUGCAUUUGCCCCUCUCUCCCCCUGCAUUCGCCCCUCUCUCCCCCUGCAUUCGCCCCUCUCUCUCCUUGCAUUCGCCCCUCUCUCCCCCUGCAUUCGCCCCUCUCUCUCCCUGCAUUCUCCCCUCUCGCUCCCUGCAUUCGCCCCUCUCGCUCCUUGCAUUCGCCCCUCUCGCUCCCUGCAUUCGCCCCUCUCUCCCCCUGCAUUCGCCCCUCUCUCCCCCUGCAUUCGCCCCUCUCUCUCCCUGCAUUCGCCCCUCUCUCCCCCAGGAUUCGCCCCUCUCUACCCCUACAUUCGGCCCUCUCUAUCCCUGCAUUCGCCCCUCUCGCUCUGUGCAUUCGCCCCUCUCUCCCCCUGCAUUCGCCCCUCUCUCUCCCUUCAUUCGUCCCUCUCUAUCACUGCAUUCGGCCCUCUCUAUCCUUGCAUUCGCCCCUCUCUACCCCUGGAUUCGCCCCUCUCGCUCCCUGCAUUCGCCCCUCUCUCCCCCUGCAUUCGCCCCUCUCUCCCCCUGCAUUCGCCCCUCUCUCUCCCUGGAUUCGCCCCUCUCUCCCCCUACAUUCGCCCCUCUCUCUCCCUGCAUUCGCCCCUCUCUCUCCCUGCAUUUCUCUCUUGCUCCCUGCAUUCGCCCCUCUCGCUCCUUGCAUUCGACCCUCUCUCCCCUAGCAUUCGCCCCUCUCGCUCCCUGCAUUUGCCCCUCUCGCUCCCUGCAUUUGCCCCUCUCGCUCCUUGCAUUCGCCCCUCUUUCCCCCUGCAUUCGCCCCUCUCUCCCCCUGCAUUCGCCCCUCUCUCCCCCUGCAUUCGCCCCUCUCUCUUCCUGCAUUCGCCCCUCUCUCUCCCUGCAUUCGCCCCUCUCUCCCACUGCAUUCGCCCCUCUCUCCCCCUGCAUUCGCCCCUCUCGCUCCCUGCAUUCGCCCCUCUCACUCCCUGCAUUCGCCCCUCUCGCUCCCUGCAUUCGCCCCUCUCUCCCCCUGCAUUCGCCCCUCACUCCCCCUGCAUUCGCCCCUCUCUCUCCCUGCAUUCGCCCCUUUCUCUCCCUGCAUUCGCCCCUCUCGCUCCCUGCAUUCGCCCCUCUCGCUCCCUGCAUUCGCCCCUCUCUCCCCCUGCAUUCGCCCCUCUCUCUUCCUGCAUUCGCCCCUCUCUCUCUUUGCAUUCGCCCCUCUCUCCCCUGCAUUGGCCCCUCUCUCCCCCUGCAUUCGCCCCUCUCUCCCCCUGCAUUGGCCCCUUUCGCUCCUUGCAUUCGCCCCUCUCACUCCCUGCAUUCGCCCCUCUCGCUCCCUGCAUUUGCCCCUCUCUCCCCCUGCAUUCGCCCCUCUCUCUUCCUGCAUUCGCCCCUCUCUCUCCCUGCAUUCGCCCCUCUCUCACCUUGCAUUGGCCCCUCUCGCUCCCUACAUUCGUCCCUCUCCCUCCCUGCAUUCGCCCCUCUCGCUCCCUGCAUUCGCCCCUCUCGCUCCCUGCAUUCGCCCCUCUCUCCCCCUGCAUUCGCCCCUCUCUCCCCCUGGAUUCGCCCCUCUCUCUCCCUGCAUUCGCCCCUUUCUCCCCCUGCAUUGGCCCCUCUCUCCCCCUGCAUUCGCCCCUCUCUCCCCCUGGAUGCGCCCCUCUCUCUCCCUGCAUUCGCCCCUCUCUCCCUGCAUUCGCUCCUCUCGCUGCCUGCAUUCGCCCCUCUCGUUCCCUGCAUUCGCCCUUCUCUCCCCCUGCAUUCGCCCCUCUCUCUUCCUGCAUUCGCCCCUCUCUCUCCCUGCAUUCGCCCCUCUCUCUCCCUGCAUUUGCCCCUCUCGCUCCCUCCAUUCGCCCAUCUCGCUCCCUGCAUUCGCCCCUCUCUCCCCCUGCAUUCGCCCCUCUCUCUCCCUGCAUUUGCCCCUCUCUCUCCCUGCAUUCGCCCCUCUCGCUCCCUGCAUUCGCCCCUCUCGCUCCGUUCAUUCGCCCCUCUCUUCCCCUGCAUUCGCCCCUCUCUCCCCCUGCAUUCGCCCCUCUCUCCCCCUGCAUUCGCCCCUCUCUCUCCCUUCAUUCGCCCCUCUCUCCCUCUGCAUUCGCCCCUCUCUCCCCCUGCAUUCGCCCCUCUCGCUCCCUGCAUUCGCCCCUCUCACUCCCUGCAUUCGCCCCUCUCGCUCCCUGCAUUCGCCCCUCUCUCCCCCUGCAUUCGCCCCUCACUCCCCCUGCAUUGGCCCCUCUCCCUCCCUGCAUUCGCCCCUCUCUCUCCCUACAUUCGCCCCUCUCGCUCCCUGCAUUCGCCCCUCUCGCUCCCUGCAUUCGCCUCUCUCUCCCCCUGCAUUCGCCCCUCUCUCUUCCUGGAUUCGCCCCUCUCUCUCCCUGCAUUCGCCCCUCUCUCCCCCUGCAUUGGCCCCUCUCUCUCCCUGCAUUCGCCCCUCUCUCCCGCUGCAUUGGCCCCUCUCGCUCCCUGCAUUUGCCCCUCUCACUCCCUGCAUUCGCCCCUCUCGCUCCCUGCAUUUGCCCCUCUCUCCCCCUGCAUUCGCCCCUCUCUCCCCCUGCAUUCGCCCCUCUCUCCCCCUGCAUUCGCCCCUCUCUCCCCCUGCAUUGGCCCCUCUCGCUCCCUGCAUUCGCCCCUCUCACUCCCUGCAUUCGCCCCUCUCGCUCCCUGCAUUCGCCACUCUCUCCCCCUGCAUUCGCCCCUCUCUCCCCCUGGAUUCGCCCCUUUCUCUCACUGCAUUCGCCCCUCUCUCCCUCUUCAUACGCCCCUCUCUCCCCCUGCAUUCGCCCCUCCUGCUCCCUGCAUUCGCCCCUCUCUCCCCCUGCAUUCGCCCCUCACUCCCCCUGCAUUCGCCCCUCUCUCUCCCUGCAUUUGCCCCUCUCUCUCCCUGCAUUCGCCCCUCUCGCUCCUUGCAUUCGCCCCUCUCGCUCCCUGCAUUCGCCCCUCUCUCCCCCUGUAUUCGCCCCUCUUUCUUCCUGCAUACGCCCCUCUCUCUCCCUGCAUUCGCCCCUCUCUCCCCCUGCAUUGGCCCCUCUCUCCCCCUGCAUUCGCCCCUCUCUCCCCCUGCAUUGGCCCCUCUCGCUCCUUGCAUUCGCCCCUCUCACUCCCUACAUUCGCCAUUCACGCUCCCUGCAUUCGCCCCUCUCUCCCCCUGCAUUCGCCCCUCGCUCCCCCUGCAUUCGCCCCUCUCUCUUCCUGCAUUCGCCCCUCUCUCUCCCUGCAUUCGCCCCUCUCUCCCCCUGCAUUGGCCCCUCUCGCUCCCUGCAUUCGCCCCUCUCUCUCCCUGCAUUCGCCCCUCUCGCUCCCUGCAUUCGCCCCUCUCGCUCCGUGCAUUCGCCCCUCUCUCCCUUUGCAUUUGCCCCUCUCUCCCCCUGCAUUCACCCCUCUCUCUCCCUGCAUUCGCCCCUCUCGCUCCCUGGAAUCCCCCCUCUCGCUCACUGCAUUCGCCCCUCUCACCCCCUGCAUUCGCCCCUCUCUCCCCCUGCAUACGCCCCUCUCUCUCCCUGCAUUCGCCCCUUUCUCCCCCUACAUUCGGCCCUCUCUACCCCUGCAUUCGCCCCUCUCGCUCCCUGCAUUCGCCCCUCGCUCCCUGCAUUCGCCCCUCUCGCUCCCUUCAUUCGCCCCUCUCUCCCCCUGCAUUCGCCCCUCUCUCCCCCUGCAUUCGCCGCUCUCUCUCCCUGCAUUCGCCCCUCUCGCUCCCUGCAUUCGCCCCUCUCGCUCCCUGCAUUCGCCCCUCUCUCCCCCUGCAUUCGCCCCUCUCUCUUCCUGCAUUCGCCCCUCUCUCUCGCUGCAUUCGCCCCUCUCUCCCCCUGCAUUCGCCCCUCUCUCUUCCUUCAUUCGCCCCUCUCUCUCCCUGCAUUCGCCCCUCUCUCCCCCUGCAUUGGCCCCUCUCUCCCCCUGCAUUCGCCCCUCUCUCCCCCUGCAUAGGCCCCUCUCGCUCCCUGCAUUCGCCCCUCUCACUCCCUGCAUUCGCCCCUCUCGCUCCCUGCAUUCGCCCCUCUCUCCCCCUGCAUUCGCCCCUCUCUCCCCCUUCAUUCGCCCUUCUCUCCCCCUGCAUUCGCCCCUGUCUCCCCCUGCAUUCGCCCCUCUCUCACCCUGCAUUCGCCCCUCUCUCUCCCUGCAUUCGCCCCUCUCACUCCCUGCAUUUGCCCCUCUCGCUCCCUGCAUUCGCCCCUCUCUCCCCCUGCAUUCGCCCCUCUCUCCACCUGCAUUCGCCCCUCUCUCUCCCUGCAUUCGCCCCCCUCUCUCCCUGCAUUUGACCCUCUCGCUCCCUGCAUUCGCCCCUCUCGCUCCCUGCAUUCGCCCCUCUCGCUCCCUGCAUUCGCACCUCUCGCUCCCUUCAUUCGCCCCUCUCUCCCCUUGCAUUCACCCCUCUCCCCCUGCAUUCGCCCCUCUCUCUCCCUGCAUUCUCCCCUCUCUCCCCCUGCAUUGGCCCCUCUCUGCCCCUGCAUUCGCACCUCUCGCUCCCUGCAUUCCCCCCUCUCGCUCCCUGCAUUCGACCCUCUCUCCCCCUGCAUUCGCCCCUCUCUCUUCCUGCAUUCGCCCCUCGCGCUCCCUGCAUUCGCCCCUCUCGCUCCCUACAUUCGCCCCUCUUUCCCCCUGCAUUCGCCCCUCUCCCUCCCUUCAUUCGCCCCUCUCUAUCCCUGCAGUCGCCCCUCUCUACCCCUGCAUUCGCCCCUCUCUACCCCUGCAUUCGCCCCUCUCUCCCCCUGCAUUUGCCCCUCUCUCCCCCUGCAUUCGCCCUUCUCUCUCCCUGCAUUCGCCCCUCUCUCCCCCUGCAUUCGCCCCUCUCUCUCCCUGCAUUCGCCCCUCUCUCUCCCUGCAUUCGCCCCUCUCGCUCCCUGCAUUCGCCCCUCUCGCUCCUUGCAUUCGACCCUCUCUCCCCCUGCAUUCGCCCCUCUCUCUUCCUACAUUCGCCCCUCUCACUCCCUGCAUUCGCCCCUCUCGCUCCCUGCAUUCGCCCCUCUCUCCCCCCGCAUUCGCCCCUCACUCCCCCUGCAUUCGCCCCUCUCUCUCCCUGCAUUGGCCCCUCUCUCUCCGUGCAUUCGCCCCUCUCGCUCCCUGCAUUCGCCCCUCUCGUUCCCUGCAUUCGCCCCUCUCACUCCCUGCAUUCGCCCCUCUCGCUCCCUGCAUUUGCCCCCCCUCCACCUGCAUUCGCCCCUCUCUCCCCCUGCAUUCGCCCCUCUCUCCCCCUGCAUUCGCCUCUCUCUCUCCCUGCAUUCGCCCCUCUCUCCCUCUGCAUUGGCCCCUCUCGCUCCUUGCAUUCGCCCCUCUCUCUCCCUGCAUUCGCCCCUCUCGCUCCGUGCAUUCGCCCCUCUCCCUCCCUGCAUUCGCCCCUCUCUCCCUUUGCAUUCGCCCCUCUCUCCCCCUGCAUUCGCCCCUCUCUCUCCCUGCAUUCGCCCCUCUCGCUCCCAACAUUCGCCCCUCUCACCCCGUGCAUUCGCCCCUCUCUCCCCCUGUAUUCGCCCCUCUCUCUCCCUGCAUUCGCCCCUCUCUCCCCCUGCAUUCGCCCCUCUCUACCCCUGCAUUCGGCCCUCUCUACCCCUGCAUUUGCCCCUCUCGCUCCCUGCAUUCGCCCCUCUCGCUCCCUGCAUUCGCCCCUCUUGCUCCCUGCAUUCGCCCCUCUCUCCCCCUGCAUUCGCCCCUCUCUCCCCCUGCAUUCGCCCCUUUCUCUCCCUGCAUUCGCCCCUCUCGCUCCCUGCAUUCGCCCCUCUCGCUCCCUGAAUUCGCCCCUCUCUCCCUUUGCAUUCGCCCCUCUCUCCCCCUGCAUUCGCCCCUCUCUCUCCCUGCAUUCGCCCCUCUCGCUCCCUACAUUCGCCCCUCUCGCUCACUGCAUUCGCCCCUCUCACCCCCUGCAUUCGCCCCUCUCUCCCCCUGCAUUCGCCCCUCUCUCUCCCUGCAUUCGCCCCUCUCUCCCCCUGCAUUCGCCCCUCUCUACCCCUGCAUUCGGCCCUCUCUACCCCUGCAUUCGCCCCUCUCGCUCCCUGCAUUCGCCCCUCUCGCUCCCUGCAUUCGCCCCUCUCGCUCCCUGCAUUGGCCUCUCUCUCCCCCUGCAUUCGCCCCUCUCUCCCCCUGCAUUCGCCCCUCUCUCUCCCUGCAUUCGCCCCUCUCUCCCCCCUGCAUUCGCCCCUCUCUCUCCCUGCAUUCGCCCCUCUCUCCCCCUGCAUUCGCCCCUCUCUACCCCUGCAUUCGGCCCUCUUUACCCCUGCAUUCGCCCCUCUCGCUCCCUGCAUUCGCCCCUCUCGCUCCCUGCAUUCGCCCCUCUCGCUCCCUGCAUUCGCCCCUCUCUCCCCCUGCAUUCGCCCCUCUCUCUCCCUGCAUUCGCCCCUCUCGCUCCCUGCAUUCGCCCCUCUCGCUCACGGCAUUCGCCCCUCUCACCCCAUGCAUUCGCCCCUCUCUCCGCCAACAUUCGCCCCUCUCUCUCCCAGCAUUCGCCCCUCUCUCCCCCUGCAUUCGCCCCUCUCUACCCCUGCAUUCGGCCCUCUCUACCCCUGCAUUCGCCCCUCUCGCUCCCUGCAUUCGCCCCUCUCGCUCCCUGCAUUCGCCCCUCUCGCUCCCUGCAUUCGCCCCUCUCUCCCCCUGCAUUCGCCCCUCUCUCCCCCUGCAUUCGCCCUUCUCUCUCCCUGCAUUCGCCUCUCUCGCUCCCUGCAUUCGCCCCUCUCGCUCCCUGCAUUCGCCCCUCUCUCUCCCUGCAUUCGCCCCUCUCGCUCCCUGCAUUCGCCCCUCUCUCCUUUUGCAUUUGCCCCUCUCCCCCCCAGCAUACGCCCCUCUCUCUCCCUGCAUUCGCCCCUCUCGCUCCCUGCAUUCGCCCCUCUCGCUCCCUGCUAUGCCCCUCUCUCUCUCCCUGCAUUCGCCCCUCUCUCCCCCUGCAUUCGCCCCUCUCUCCCCCUGCAUUCGCCCCUCUCGCUCCCUGCAUUGGCCCCUCUCUCUCCCUGCAUUCGCCCCUCUCGCUCCCUGCAUUCGCCCCUCUCGCUCCCUGCAUUCGCCCCUCUCCCCCCCUGCAUUCGCCCCUCUCUCCCCCUGCAUUCGCCCCUCUCUCCCCCUGCAUUGGCCCCUCUCGCUCCCUGCAUUCGCCCCUCUCUCCCCCAGCAUUCGCCCCUCUCUCCCCCUGGACUCGCCCCUCUCUCUCCUUGCAUUCGCCCCUCUCUCCCCCUGCAUUCGCCCCUCUCUCCCCCUGCAUUCGUCCCUCUCGCUCCCUGCAUUCGCCCCUCUCACUCCCUGCAUUCGCCCCUCUCGCUCCCUGCAUUCUCCCCUCUCUCCCCCUGCAUUCGCCCCUCUCACCCCCUGCAUUCGCCCCUCUCUCCCCCUGCAUUCGCCCCUCUCUCUCCCUGCAGUCGCCCCUCUCUCCCCCUGCAUUCGCCCCUCUCUACCCCUGCAUUCGGCCCUCUCUACCCCUGCAUUCGCCCCUCUCGCUCCCUGCAUUCGCCCCUCUCGCUCCCUGCAUUCGCCCCUCUCGCUCCCUGCAUUUGCCCCUCUCUCCCCCUGCAUUCGCCCCUCUCUCCCCCUGCAUUUGCCCAUCUCUCUCCUUGCAUUCGCCCCUCUCGCUCCCUGCAUUCGCCCCUCUCGCUCCCUGCAUUCGCCCCUCUCUCUCCCUGCAUUCGCCCCUCUCGCUCCCUGCAUUCGCCCCUCUCUCCUUUUGCAUUUGCCCCUCUCUCCCCCUACAUACGCCCCUCUCUCUCCCUGCAUUCGCCCCUCUCGCUCCCUGCAUUCGCCCCUCUCGCUCCCUGCUAUGCCCCUCUCUCUCUCCCUGCAUUCGCCCCUCUCUCCCCCUGCUUUCGCCCCUCUCUCCCCUUGCAUUCGCCCCUCUAUCUCCCUGCAUUGGCCCCUCUCUCUCCCUGCAUUCGCCCCUCUCGCUCCCUGCAUUCGCCCCUCUCGCUCCCUGUAUUCGCCCCUCUCCCCCCCUGCAUUCGCCCCUCUCUCCCCCUGCAUUCGCCCCUCUCUCCCCCUGCAUUGGCCCCUCUCGCUCCCUGCAUUCGCCCCUCUCUCCCCCUGCAUUCGCCCCUCUCUCCCCUUGGAUUCGCCCCUCUCUCUCCUUGCAUUCGCCCCUCUCUCCCCCUACAUUCGCCCCUCUCUCCCCCUGCAUUCGUCCCUCUCGCUCCCUGCAUUCGCCCCUCUCACUCCCUGCAUUCGCCCCUCUCGCUCCCUGCAUUCUCCCCUCUCUCCCCCUGCAUUCGCCCCUCUCACCCCCUGCAUUCGCCCCUCUCGCUCCCUGCAUUCGCCCCUCUCCCCCCCUGCAUUCGCCCCUCUCUCCCCCUGCAUUCGCAACUCUCUCCCCCUGCAUUGGCCCCUCUCGCUCCCUGCAUUCGCCCCUCUCUCCCCCUGCAUUCGCCCCUCUCUCCCCCUGGAUUCGCCCCUCUCUCUCCUUGCAUUCGCCCCUCUCUCCCCCUGCAUUCGCCCCUCUCUCUCCCUGCAUUUGCCCCUCUCGCUCCCUGCAUUCGCCCCUCUCUCUCCCUGCAUUCGCCCCUCUCGCUCCCUGCAUUCGCCCCUCUCUCCCCUGCAUUCACCCCUCUCUCCCUCUGCAUUCGCCCCUCUCUCCCCCUGCAUUCGCCCCUCUCUCUCCCUGCAUUCGCCCCUCUCUCUCCCUGCAUUCGCCCCUCUCGCUCCCUGCAUUCGCCCCUCUCGCUCCCUGCAUUCGCCCCUCUCUCCCCCUGCAUUCGCCCCUCUCUCCCCCUGCAUUCGCCCCUCUCUCCCCCUGCAUUGGCCCCUCUCACUCCCUGCAUUCGCCCCUCUUGCUCCAUGCAUUCGCCCCUCUCUCCCCCUGCAUUCGCCCCUCUCUCCCCCUGGAUUCGCCCCUCUCUCUCCAUGCAUUCGCCCCUCUCUCCCCCUGCAUUCGCCCCUCUCUCCCCCUGCAUUCGCCCCUCUCGCUCCCUGCAUUCGCCCCUCUCACUCCCUGCAUUCGCCCCUCUCGCUCCCUGCAUUCGCCCCUCUCUCCCCCCGCAUUCGCCCCUCACUCCCCCUGCAUUCGCCCCUCUCUCUCCCUGCAUUGGCCCCUCUCUCUCCGUGCAUUCGCCCCUCUCGCUCCCUGCAUUCGCCCCUCUCGCUCCCUGCAUUCGCCCCUCUCACUCCCUGCAUUCGCCCCUCUCGCUCCCUGCAUUUGCCCCUCUCUCCACCUGCAUUCGCCCCUCUCUCCCCCUGCAUUCGCCCCUCUCUCCCCCUGCAUUCGCCUCUCUCUCUCCCUGCAUUCGCCCCUCUCUCCCUCUGCAUUGGCCCCUCUCGCUCCCUGCAUUCGCCCCUCUCUCUCCCUUCAUUCGCCCCUCUCGCUCCCUGCAUUCGCCCCUCUCCCUCCCUGCAUUCGCCCCUCUCUCCCUUUGCAUUCGCCCCUCUCUCCCCCUGCAUUCGCCCCUCUCUCUCCCUGCAUUCGCCCCUCUCGCUCCCAGCAUUCGCCCCUCUCACCCCGUGCAUUCGCCCCUCUCUCCCCCUGCAUUCGCCCCUCUCUCUCCCUGCAUUCGCCCCUCUCUCCCCCUGCAUUCGCCCCUCUCUACCCCUGCAUUCGGCCCUCUCUACCCCUGCAUUUGCCCCUCUCGCUCCCUGCAUUCGCCCCUCUCGCUCCCUGCAUUCGCCCCUCUUGCUCCCUCCAUUCGCCCCUCUCUCCCCCUGCAUUCGCCCCUCUCUCCCCCUGCAUUCGCCCCUUUCUCUCCCUGCAUUCGCCCCUCUCGCUCCCUGCAUUCGCCCCUCUCGCUCCCUGAAUUCGCCCCUCUCUCCCUUUGCAUUCGCCCCUCUCUCCCCCUGCAUUCGCCCCUCUCUCUCCCUGCAUUCGCCCCUCUCUCCCCCUGCAUUCGCCCCUCUCUACCCCUGCAUUCGGCCCUCUCUACCCCUGCAUUCGCCCCUCUCGCUCCCUGCAUUCGCCCCUCUCGCUCCCUGCAUUCGCCCCUCUCGCUCCCUGCAUUGGCCUCUCUCUCCCCCUGCAUUCGCCCCUCUCUCCCCCUGCAUUCGCCCCUCUCUCUCCCUGCAUUCGCCCCUCUCUCCCCCCUGCAUUCGCCCCUCUCUCUCCUUGCAUUCGCCCCUCUCUCCCCCUGCAUUCGCCCCUCUCUACCCCUGCAUUCGGCCCUCUUUACCCCUGCAUUCGCCCCUCUCGCUCCCUGCAUUCGCCCCUCUCGCUCCCUGCAUUCGCCCCUCUCGCUCCCUGCAUUCGCCCCUCUCUCCCCCUGCAUUCGCCCCUCUCACUCCCUGCAUUCGCCCCUCUCGCUCCCUGCAUUCGCCCCUCUCGCUCACGGCAUUCGCCCCUCUCACCCCGUGCAUUCGCCCCUCUCUCCGCCAACAUUCGCCCCUCUCUCUCCCUGCAUUCGCCCCUCUCUCCCCCUGCAUUCGCCCCUCUCUACCCCUGCAUUCGGCCCUCUCUACCCCUGCAUUCGCCCCUCUCGCUCCCUGCAUUCGCCCCUCUCGCUCCCUGCAUUCGCCCCUCUCGCUCCCUGCAUUCGCCCCUCUCUCCCCCUGCAUUCGCCCCUCUCUCCCCCUGCAUUCGCCCUUCUCUCUCCCUGCAUUUGCCUCUCUCGCUCCCUGCAUUCGCCCCUCUCGCUCCCUGCAUUCGCCCCUCUCUCUCCCUGCAUUCGCCCCUCUCGCUCCCUGCAUUCGCCCCUCUCUCCUUUUGCAUUUGCCCCUCUCCCCCCCAGCAUACGCCCCUCUCUCUCCCUGCAUUCGCCCCUCUCGCUCCCUGCAUUCGCCCCUCUCGCUCCCUGCUAUGCCCCUCUCUCUCUCCCUGCAUUGGCCCCUCUCUCUCCCUGCAUUCGCCCCUCUCGCUCCCUGCAUUCGCCCCUCUCGCUCCCUGCAUUCGCCCCUCUCCCCCCCUGCAUUCGCCCCUCUCUCCCCCUGCAUUCGCCCCUCUCUCCCCCUGCAUUGGCCCCUCUCGCUCCCUGCAUUCGCCCCUCUCUCCCCCUGCAUUCGCCCCUCUCUCCCCCUGGAUUCGCCCCUCUCUCUCCUUGCAUUCGCCCCUCUCUCCCCCUGCAUUCGUCCCUCUCGCUCCCUGCAUUCGCCCCUCUCACUCCCUGCAUUCGCCCCUCUCGCUCCCUGCAUUCUCCCCUCUCUCCCCCUGCAUUCGCCCCUCUCACCCCCUGCAUUCGCCCCUCUCUCCCCCUGCAUUCGCCCCUCUCUCUCCCUGCAGUCGCCCCUCUCUCCAACUGCAUUCGCCCCUCUCUACCCCUGCAUUCGGCCCUCUCUACCCCUGCAUUCGCCCCUCUCGCUCCCUGCAUUCGCCCCUCUCGCUCCCUGCAUUCGCCCCUCUCGCUCCCUGCAUUCGCCCCUCUCUCCCCCUGCAUUCGCCCCUCUCUCCCCCUGCAUUUGCCCCUCUCUCUCCUUGCAUUCGCCCCUCUCGCUCCCUGCAUUCGCCCCUCUCGCUCCCUGCAUUCGCCCCUCUCUCUCCCUGCAUUCGCCCCUCUCGCUCCCUGCAUUCGCCCCUCUCUCCUUUUGCAUUUGCCCCUCUCUCCCCCUACAUACGCCCCUCUCUCUCCCUGCAUUCGCCCCUCUCGCUCCCUGCAUUCGCCCCUCUCGCUCCCUGCUAUGCCCCUCUUUCUCUCCCUGCAUUCGCCCCUCUCUCCCCCUGCUUUCGUCCCUCUCUCCCCCUGCAUUCGCCCCUCUAUCUCCCUGCAUUGGCCCCUCUCUCUCCCUGCAUUCGCCCCUCUCGCUCCCUGCAUUCGCCCCUCUCGCUCCCUGCAUUCGCCCCUCUCCCCCCCUGCAUUCGCCCCUCUCUCCCCCUGCAUUUGCCCCUCUCUCCCCCUGCAUUGGCCCCUCUCGCUCCCUGCAUUCGCCCCUCUCUCCCCCUGCAUUCGCCCCUCUCUCCCCUUGGAUUCGCCCCUCUCUCUCCUUGCAUUCGCCCCUCUCUCCCCCUGCCUCGUCCCUCUCUCCCCCUGCAUUCGUCCCUCUCGCUCCCUGCAUUCGCCCCUCUCACUCCCUGCAUUCGCCCCUCUCGCUCCCUGCAUUCUCCCCUCUCUCCCCCUGCAUUCGCCCCUCUCACCCCCUGCAUUCGCCCCUCUCGCUCCCUGCAUUCGCCCCUCUCCCCCCCUGCAUUCGCCCCUCUCUCCCCCUGCAUUCGCCCCUCUCUCCCCCUGCAUUGGCCCCUCUCGCUCCCUGCAUUCGCCCCUCUCUCCCCCUGCAUUUGCCCCUCUCUCCCCCUGGAUUCGCCCCUCUCUCUCCUUGCAUUCGCCCCUCUCUCCCCCUGCAUUCGCCCCUUUCUCCCCCUGCAUUCGUCCCUCUCGCUCCCUGCAUUCGCCCCUCUCGCUCCCUGCAUUCGCCCCUCUCACUCCCUGUGCCGCUUCACCCCACUGCACCACUUGACCCCUGCAGGUACCUCUACCGUGCAUUGAGAACAGGGGAUGCAGCGCUGUGUGCGCGGGUGCUGCGGGUGCACAAGAAGCUGACGGAGAACGCGGGGCUUGGCAGCAUCAUUCGCGUAUGGCUGGCCGCAAGCACACCGUCUAGUCUAGUGUACUUCACUGCUUGCAAUACGUCUACGCUUCCGUGCCUGGCUGUUCCCUCGGGUUUCCUGACCGGCUUCCAUGUCCCCUCGUUCUCCAGGAACUUGGUGGGUGUGAGGCCGCUUGUCAACAGUCAUGUAGGUGUUUGGUUUGAGCCUUCUGGGGACUCUACGACCAGUGUAGACGGUGACACGUACGCGCCCCUGGCCACCUUUGAUGCUGAGUCGGGCUCUGGUCUCUACACACUUCACACUGGCCCCCAAGAGAGGCAGAAGUAG
This is a messenger RNA of Closterium sp. NIES-65, 22776 nucleotides long. NCBI's taxonomy places the organism in Eukaryota, Viridiplantae, Streptophyta, Zygnematophyceae, Desmidiales, Closteriaceae. The record is from the annotation of a GenBank genome assembly.